AUGGAUGUGGAGAGAGUGUUGUUAGUGUGGUUUGUCACUUUGAUUCCGGGGAUUUUAUCAGAUCCUAGCGACGAAGCGUGUCUCACCAACCUAAGAAAGUCCUUGGAAGACCCAAACAACUUGCUCCAUAACUGGAAGAAAGAGAACUUCGUCAAGCCCUGCAACGAUUCCACCUCCGAUCUCCAAGGCAUCACCUGCAACAAUGGUCGCAUCUACAGGCUCUCUCUCAACAACCUCUCGCUCCGCGGCACCUUAUCCCCUUUUCUCUCAAACUGUACCAACCUCCAAGCCCUUGACCUCUCCUCCAACUUCCUCACAGGUCCAAUCCCUCCGGAGCUUCAGUCCCUCGUCAACCUCGCCGUUUUGAACCUCUCCUCCAACCGUCUCCAAGGGGAGAUUCCUCUGCAACUCGCAUUGUGCGCUUAUCUCAACAUCAUCGACCUCCACCGUAAUUUCCUUACUGGGCCUAUUCCCCAGCAAUUCGGCCUGCUGGUUCGCCUUUCCGCUUUCGAUGUCUCCGAUAACCGCCUCUCCGGGCCCAUCCCCGCCUCCCUGUCCAACCGGAGCGGAAACUUUCCCAGAUUCAACGCCAGCUCCUUCUUGGGGAAUAAGGAUCUGUACGGUUACCCUUUGCCGCCCCUUAGGAAUAGGGGUUUGUCCGUGUUGGCCAUUGUUGGGAUCGGCUUGGGAAGUGGCCUCGCCAGUUUGGUACUUAGCUUCACCGGGGUUUGUAUUUGGUUAAAAAUUACCGAACGCAAGAUGGCGCUGGAGGAAGGCAAAAUCAGCCACCUUAUGCCUGAUUAUUGA
Messenger RNA from Sphenostylis stenocarpa, 807 nucleotides. The record is from the annotation of a GenBank genome assembly. Lineage: Eukaryota; Viridiplantae; Streptophyta; Magnoliopsida; Fabales; Fabaceae.